Messenger RNA from Penicillium cosmopolitanum, 633 nucleotides. RefSeq lists its product as uncharacterized. The transcript is spliced from 2 exons. The coding region runs from base 1 to 633 and encodes 210 amino acids. The record is from RefSeq and is a predicted model, not a curated record. NCBI's taxonomy places the organism in Eukaryota, Fungi, Ascomycota, Eurotiomycetes, Eurotiales, Aspergillaceae.
AUGUUUCGCCUUUUUUCCAUAAUCGCUUUACUCAUUGCAGCCCUGGGAUCUGUUGGUCUCGCUCGGCCACUGGAAAAGCGUACUGAAGAGUUUGGCAUAUACGCCUUUGGCGACAAAAUCAGUGGACUGCAGAUUUACUAUUCAAAUGGUGCCGCCUUGAUAGGCGAUCCAACUCAAUCCAAGAACUCAACCGACGUGCUGCCGGUCACCUGUGCGUAUCUCCCCCCCCCCCCCGGCACUUGGGCCGCCUUGAUGCAGAAUGUAUGUCCACCCGUGUACUCAUUCCUCGUUAACUUAGUCACGGUUUCUGGCUCGGAUGGAAACACCUUUACUGUGCACUCCGAGAGCAAGGCCAAGUCUUUGACUGACCAAGCCCUUUACAUAUCGAAUGAUGGAUCAGACAAAGUCGGCUUUUCCUCAUCUACCGAACGGAGCAGUGGAAAGUUAACCGACAUUUGGUGGCUAUACGGACGUUACGUUAUGACCAACGUCGAAGGAGCAACCUUCUACGCCGAGCCAACUUCUGACGGGUGGUAUACUUUGUCGUGGAGUUCGGCAGAUCAAACAGGAACGAAUAAGGUACUGGUCACACUGCGUACUAUUGAGCCCUCAACCACUUCUGUUUUGGCCUGA